GUCUUUGAUGUCUCUUUACAUUAUGGCAGAGCAGCCACGCGCUCUUCCCAAGAGCGGGGCUUUGUGUAGCAGAACUGACAUUUGGCCUUGAUACCUGCAUCUCUUGGUGAUUGCAACAAAUUUCUAAAAUAAAUGUUGUACUUUGAUCUCCUAGCAUUGCAUUUUUAAUAGAUGCUCCAAACAUUACUUCAUUAGGAAGAAGGUUUUUCGGUGGGUUUUUGUUUUGGUUUGGUUUUCUUUUCUUUCCUUUCUAUUUUUUUUUUUUCUUUCUGGAGCUAAGGGUAAAGGUAGAGAGGCUAAAGAGAAGUUCCCGAAGGCCUCCAAACUUAUGCCAGGGUCUGGGACAGCUGGAAUUCCGGUGAGUUUUCACAGAUGUUGAAGAGCAACAGACGGGUUGCUGUGUGCCUAGCAUUGCCCCGCAGACUUUGUACACAUUAACUCUCGUGAGCCAUAGCCACUCUAGAAAGAGAGCACAUUUCACAGAUGGAAGAGGCGGACACAUAACUUGUUCUUCACAAGCUACAGUGGCAAGAGAAGCCGCUGUGUGACUUAUGGCUUGUUGAAGGACGGCAAGAAAGGCUUCCUGGGCACUGGUGGCUCAUGCCUGUAUUCCUACUUAUUCAGGAGGCUGAGAUUUAAGGAUCGCGGUUGUAAGACAGCCCGUGCAGAAAAGUACGUGAGACUUUUUAUCACCAAUUACCGUCCAGAAAAGCUGGAAGAGGAGCCGUGGCUCCAGUGCUCAGCUUUGGGAGAAAACGCGGUGUGGGUGUGCUCGCACGUUUACUUUUUCAAAAGUUGUGAUCUGAGGAAAACUUCCGAAGUCACGACAAACUGGUGCUGUGGGUCCCACGCCCCGCCCCGCCCCGCCCCGCUUCGCCCCGGGAGCUCGAUGUGGUCUGAAGUCUUGGCGGACCAACAAACACACCAUAGGAGCUGUGUGGAUUCAAAGGAUUUGCUUUCGCUUCUGAAAGAGCCGCUAUUCUUUGAUGAUUGGGCAGCGGCAAACUUCAAAGCCAUAAAUCUUCGCUCUGACUGGCUGGCGGCCCAGCAAAGUCCUUAUCAAAUUCUUGGAGGUGAUCCUGAAGCGCUCAGACCUCGCGCGGGGCGAGCGAGCGGGGCGCGGGAGGGGAGGCCGCGGAGGCACGCUGGGCGGCCGUUCGUCCUCGCCUUCGGGUGUCCAUGCCUCGGUGGCGGCGUCCCGCUCCGCAGCCAGCGGCUCCCAAGCUGUAGCCAUGGCCGCGGUGGCCGUCCUCCGGAACGACUCUCUGCAGGCCUUCCUCCAGGACCGCACCCCCAGCGCCUCCCCGGACCUGGGCAAGCACUCGCCUCUGGCGCUGCUGGCCGCCACCUGUAGCCGGAUCGGCCAGCCGGGCACGGCGGCGGCCCCGGACUUCCUGCAGGUGCCCUACGAUCCAGCGCUGGGCUCGCCCUCCAGGCUCUUCCACCCGUGGACAAGCGACAUGCCGGCGCAUUCGCCAGGCGCGCUGGCGCCCCCGCACCCCAGCCUAGGGUUGACGCCGCAGAAACCGCACCUGCAGCCGUCCUUCGGGGCUGCGCACGAGUUGCCGCUCACGCCCCCGGCUGACCCCUCCUAUCCCUACGAGUUCUCGCCGGUCAAGAUGCUGCCCUCGAGCAUGGCCGCGCUGCCGGCCAGCUGCGCGCCUGCCUACGUGCCCUACGCCGCGCAGGCCGCGCUGCCCCCGGGCUACUCCAACCUGCUGCCCCCGCCGCCUCCACCGCCGCCGCCACCCACCUGCCGUCAGCUGUCCCCCAACCCAGCCCCCGACGAUCUCCCGUGGUGGAGCAUCCCGCAGUCCGGCUCCGGACCCGGGGCCUCCGGGGUUCCCGGGGGCAGCCUCUCCAGCGCCUGUGCCGCUGGUCCGCACACCCCACGCUUCCCAGCCUCAGCGGCCGCUGCUGCAGCAGCCGCUGCCGCCCUGCAAAGGGGCCUUGUGUUGGGCCCGUCGGACUUCGCGCAGUACCAGAGCCAGAUCGCUGCGCUGCUGCAGACCAAGGCCCCCCUGGCGGCCACGGCCAGGAGGUGCCGCCGCUGCCGCUGCCCCAACUGCCAGGCAGCCGGCGGCGCCCCCGAGGCGGAGCCGGGCAAAAAGAAGCAACACGUGUGCCACGUGCCGGGCUGUGGCAAGGUGUACGGCAAGACGUCGCACCUGAAGGCGCACCUGCGCUGGCACACGGGCGAGCGGCCCUUCGUGUGCAACUGGCUCUUCUGCGGGAAGAGCUUCACGCGCUCCGACGAGCUGCAGCGGCACCUGCGGACUCACACGGGCGAGAAGCGCUUCGCCUGUCCCGAGUGUGGCAAGCGCUUCAUGCGUAGCGACCACCUGGCUAAGCACGUCAAGACUCACCAAAAUAAGAAGCUCAAAGUUGCCGAGGCCGGCGUCAAGCGGGAGAACCCGAGGGAUCUGUGAGCCACGCCACUCCCGGACAGUGCGAUCACUCUAGCCUAGGGUUCCCCACCUCCCAUUUCUCAGUACCUGUGCGGUUUGAGGCCACCCCAGCCUGCCACCACGUCUAAGCAUCUGGCGUGAGACAACAGAAGGACCUUUUUCCUUUGUCCGCUUCCCAGUGUGGAGACUGCCCUAGAACAAAGUAGGCUGGAGAGACCCGGUUGGGAACUAGCGCAGGUGGGGUCAUGGUUAAGAGCCCUGGAUUGUGUCAGUUCCAGUCCAAAAGGCGGCACCAUUGCCACCGCCCGGGAGACCUACAGUUUGGGACUAGCAACCUGGGUCCUGUAGAUAGGACGCGCAGCUGAAUAAAAGCAGAAAGACCUGGAGGGAUUGUAACUUUUCACCAGGACCUCUCCAGGCUUUGUACAGGUUAUUUAAUAAUAGCUUUGUUAAAGAGUAAUUAUAAUUACGACAUUAAUGUUUGUUUUUGUCCUCAGCUCCACUCAGAGCUACAGCAUGAUAUGUUCUCUGUAAAGCGAUCAGCGAUUGCAGCGUCAAAAUAAAUUCGUUAACUUCAGGGUCACUUUGGAAA
Molecule: messenger RNA, 3000 nt
Organism: Perognathus longimembris pacificus (Pacific pocket mouse)
Lineage: Eukaryota; Metazoa; Chordata; Mammalia; Rodentia; Heteromyidae
Gene: Sp5
Product: Sp5 transcription factor
Exons: 5
Coding region: 1233-2429 (398 amino acids)
Biological process (GO): regulation of transcription by RNA polymerase II
Molecular function (GO): DNA-binding transcription factor activity, RNA polymerase II-specific; RNA polymerase II cis-regulatory region sequence-specific DNA binding
Source: RefSeq, a predicted model, not a curated record